This is a messenger RNA of Mytilus trossulus (common blue mussel), 4702 nucleotides long. Its product is annotated as dentin sialophosphoprotein-like. The record is from RefSeq and is a predicted model, not a curated record. The transcript is spliced from 2 exons. Bases 159 to 3845 code for a protein of 1228 amino acids. NCBI's taxonomy places the organism in Eukaryota, Metazoa, Mollusca, Bivalvia, Mytilida, Mytilidae.
GUCUUUACCGCAUGAUUCAAUAUGCUUGGAUAAUUAGCAUAAUCGACUUUCGCUUAAUUAAUAUGCACGUAUAUAAAAUUAAAAAGUAAGAUUGUAGGAGUUUACAAUUAUAUUUUACUUUUUCUGUGUUGGAGUUGCUCCCUAUCAAUGCUAUCAACAUGUCGGGACUAGCCAAUAUAUGCUUUAUACUUUCUUUAGUGCAAUUUUCGAUAAGUGCACCAGUAGAUACAGUUCAACAAAAGGGCUCUCUAGUGCAGAAAUAUGGCAAUAAAGGAUCAUCAGUGGCUAGUUACGGAGUUAUAUCAGGAGUAGACGACAAUUCAGGAGGCGGUUCCGGUACAGGAUGUACAGUUGAUUGUGGCUCCGCAGUAUCAGAUUCUACAGCAGUUGCUAAUUCAUUAUCAGCCACUGGUGAAUCACAUGCAAGUUCUGCAAGUGCUACGGCAGUUGCUGCGUCUUCUGCUACUGGUAAUCCAAGUUCUAGUUCUGCAAGUGCAGGAGCAGUUGCUGCAUCUUCUGCUUCAGGUAACUCACGGUCAAGUUCAUCAAGUGGUUCAUCAGCUGCUGCGUCUUCUGCUGCUGGUAGCGCAGGGUCAAAAUCAUCAAGUGGUUCAGCAGCUGCCGCUGGUAGAUCAGGAUCAAGGUCAUCAAGUGGUUCCGCAGCUGCUGCUAGUAGCUCAGGAUCAAGGUCAUCAAGUGGUUCCGCAGCUGCUGGGUCUUCUGCUGCUGGUAGCUCAGGAUCAAGGUCAUCAAAUGAUGCAGCAGGUGAGUCCUCUGCUGUUGGAAGUUCAAGUUCAAGUUCAACCUCCUCAGAUGAUUCAUCGAGUUUUGGAAGUUCAGGCUCAAGCACUUCUGGUGCUUCAUCUGAUUCUGCAAGUUCAGGUUCCAGCAACUCGGGUGCAUCAUCAGUUGCUGCAGCCGUUGGAGCUCAGACAGUACCAGUAGCUGUUAUGUUGACUGGUGCCACAUCAUCAGCCGCUUCUCAAUCAUCUGUGGCAUCUAGUACAUCUGGAUGUUCAUCAAGCCAAUGCUCUGGUGGUAAUGCAGUAUCAACUGGAAGCCAAACAGUAGUUGACGUAGCUCCACAAUCAACUAAUGCUGGCUCGUUUCAAACGGUAGCAGUGAUUUCAAGCAAUAGUGACAGUAGUGACAGCGGCAGCGACGGUAGAGAUGAUAGUAACAGCAGUGACGACUCUAGCAAUGGUGGUGAUGAUAGCGAUAGUAGUGAUGACAGUAACAAAAGUAAUGGAAGCAUUUCUAGCAAUGGUAGCGACGACAGUAAUAGUAGUGACGACAGCAAAAGUAGCGACGACAGCUCUAGCAGUGACAGCAGUAGCAGUGAUAGUAAUAGUAGUGACAGCAGUAAUAGUAGCGACGACAGCGACAGUAGUGACAGCAAUAGCAGUGACAGCAGCAGUAGUAGCAACUCGUCCGACGACAGCAGUGAUGAUAACGGAAAUGGAAGCUCAUCAAGUAACUCUGGGUCAUCUUCCGUAUCAUCACCUGGAUCUGAACCAAGCUCAUGUCAAGGAAAAGAAAAUUGUCAUAGCAAGGGCAGUAAAAGCAACAAGAGUGAUGGUAGUAGCAGCGAUAGUAAUGGUAGCGAUGACAGUAAUAGUGACAGCAGUGAUAGCAGUAACAGUGACGACAGCGAUAGUAGUGAUAGCAGCAGUGGAAGCAGCUCUAGCAGUGGUAGCGACGACAGUGACAGCAGUGACGCCAGCAAUAGCAGUGAUGAAGAUGACAGCAGCGAUGAUAAGAGAAACACAGCAAGUAACUCUGGAUCAUCUUCUGUAGCAUCAUCUGCAGUCGAACCAAGUCAUUGUCAAGGAAAGGGCAACUGCCAUAGCAAGAGUAAACAAAGCCAGAAGAGUGGUGGUAGUAGCAGCGAUAGUAAUGGUAGCGAUGACAGUAAUAGCAGUGACGAUAGCGAUAGCAGUGACAACAGUAGCAGUGGUAGCGACGACAGCGACAGUAGUGACAGCAGUAACAGUGACAGCAGCGAUAGUAACUCCAGCAAUAGUAGUGAUGACGAUUCUUCCAACAACAAUGAUAAUAACGGAAAAUCAUCAAGUAAUCCUGAAUCAUCUCCUGUAAACGUUGUAUCACCAGAAGUGUUACCUGUUGAUGUGGCACCACAUGAUUCAUCUCAUGUUGUUAAAUCAUCACCUGUAGCUGAAGUAACACAUGACAUUUUAGUUGGGUUUGAAGCAGCACCUGAAUCAUCACAUGUAGUAGAAGCAUCACCUGAAAUGUCACCUGUUGUUGAAUCAUCACCGAAACUGUCACCUGUAAUUGAAGCAUCGCCAGAAUCAUCUGUUGUUGUGGUAUCAUCGCAGGCCGAGGCAACAUCAUCAGGAACUCAAGGAAAGAGCAAUAGUGAUAGUAGCAGCGACGACAGCAAUAGUGGCAGUAGUAGCAGGGAUAACAGCGAUAGUAGUGAUAGCAGUAGUGACAGCAGCUCCAGCAGCGAUAGCAGUGACGACAGUAGCAGUGAUGACAGCUCUAGCAGUGACAACAGUAGCAGUGAUGACAGCUCUAGCAGUGGUAGCGACGACAGCUCUAGCAGUGGUAGCGACGACAGCUCUAGCAGUGACAACAGCGAUGGUAGUGAUAGCAGUAGUGGAAGCAGCUCUAGCAGUGGUAGUGACGACAGCAAUAGUAGUGACGACUCUUCCAACAGCAGUGAUGACGAUGACAGCAGCGAUGAUAACGGAAGUGGCAACUCAGCAAGUAACUCUGGAUCAACUUCUUUUGCAUCACCUUGGGCCGAAUCAAGCCCAUGUGAAAAAGCUAAAGGCAAUUGUAAUAGUAAGGGAACCAGUGGUCCUAUUAGCGGCAACGGUGGUGGUAGCGGCAAAAGUAAUGGUAACGGCAACAGUAAUGGUAGCGACGACAGUAAUAGCAGUGACAUUAGCGAUAGCAGUGAUAGCAGUAAUGGACGCAGCUCUAGCAGUAGUAGCGACGACAGCUCUAGCAGUAGUAGCGACGACAGCUCUAGCAGUGACAGCAGUAGCAGUGAUGACAGCAAUAGUAGUGAUAACAGUAGUGGAAGCAGCUCUAGCAGUGGUAGCGACGACAGCGACAAUAGUGACGACUCUUCCAACAGCAGUAAUGACGAUGACAGCAGUGAUGAUAACGGCAAUGGUAGCUCAUCAAGUAAACCUGGAUCAUCUUCCGGAACAUCACAUAAGGCCGGACCUAGCUUAUGUGGAGGACAUGGAAAAUCUGGUUGUAAUAGUGAGAGUGGCAGUAAAAGUACUCGUAGUGGCAGCAGCAGUAAUGGUGGCAACGACAAUAAUAGCAGUGAUGACAGGGAUAGUAGUGACAGCGACAGUAGUGAUAGCGAUAACAGAAAUAGUAGCGACGACAGCAACGGUAGUGACGACAGUAAUGGAAGGGACGACAAUAACGGUAGUGACAGCAGCAAUGGUAAUAGUGAUGGCAAUGGUGAUAGCGAUAGUAAUGGCGACGACGAUAGAAAUGGCGACAACGAUAGUGAUGGCAGUAACGGAAGUGAUGGUAGCGAUGACACAAAGAACAGUGGCAGUAAUAAAAGUUCUAAUAGAAACAGUAACAGAAAAUCAAAGUCAUCAAGGAAACAUAAAGUGUCUCCUAUGGUAGCAGCUGGACCUGUAGCUGUAUCAGCGCCGGCAUCUACCGCAUCACCUGCAGCACCUGCAGCGGAAGUAGCAUCAGCAGCCGGAAAAGCAGAAGCAGCCCCUCAAGUAUCGGGUUCAGAAGGUUAUUUCGUGUCGGAAUCUAAAUCAUCCAAUGGCGACCAAAAUGAAAAUCUAUAUGUUAUAGAAAUAGUGCCAAAGCCUACGGAAGAGUCAUCGGAUUAGUAGUUUGAAAAUUAUUUAUAAACUGUUUAUCAUCAUAAAUGGAAGAUUGACGUUCAGAUACACGUGACCUGAUACGUUAAUUUUAUCUCAAGCUUCUCACACUUGUACAUUUUAGUAUGUUGAAGACAAUUAUAAACAAUCAGAAGAGACUAGUCAUGUUCAUUUGCUUUUUGUUUCGUUAUAUUGUUUUCUUUUAUACUAGUAAGUGACCAGGAGCAAACUGGUUUAUAAAUGACUGAUAAGUUAUCAAUAUAUAUAUAUAUGAAUUGUUUAAAGUACUUUGUAUAUCUUUAUAUACUGUGUAUAUGAAUUUUUGUUGAAUCUACAUAAAUUCACAUCAAUAAUGAAAAUCCCACCUUUAAAAAAUCAACGAAAUAAUGCAUAUAAAUAGUUAAGACCGGGUUCUAGAAAUAAAUUCUUGGUUCAAUUUAACGAAAGUAAGUUACAAAUUAUACAGGCUGAAAAAAAUACCUCAGCCAAGACAUAGGAAAACCUAGUUAGGAUGGGUUAAGUUUUUGUGAAGUAAUGCAUGCUUCGUCAGAUGGUAUACUGUUUAGGAUGUUAGUGAUCUAAACGGGUGUUGGAGAAACCGAAAUGACAUUAUAAUUCCCUAUUUUUUGAAAUUAAAUAGAACCUAAUUAUCUCUUAUAUACACACAAAUAAAAUUAAACCAUAUUACAUUUGUUUGUCACAUUUUCUCAGAUUGACUUUUGUAUAACUUUUGAUGCUGUAAUGUACACAUACUUUUAUAUAAUCAUCAGUGGGUCGAUGAUUAUCUGUCAGUUGUUGUCAGUUUUUUGUCAUUUAGGUUUACUCGUUAUUGUAUAUUGACAUUGAAUAAAACAAUCCAACAGAUA